UCCUUUAUAUCCUUCUCUCUUACAUGUAGAAUUAGUGAUCCAGUCCUAUCUUCUACCCAAGUUGGGUUUUUAGCUCAUAGUUUAGAGUUGAUGUAUUUGUUUAGGUUCAAACCUUCUCUCUUACAUGUAGAGUUAGUGAUCAAGUCCUAUCUUCUGCCCAAGUUGGGUUUUUAGCUCAUAGUAUAGAGUUGACGUAUUUGUUUAGGUUCAAAGCAUCAAAUAUAUUUGACUCUUUGGACAGUUCAGACUUGUGGGAAGACUCACAUGUAUAAAGUUCCAUCUGGGUGAUCUCAAAUCUCAAAAUCUCAAUUGUUUCUGUUGUAGAUAGGAGCAAUAAUGGUAAUGGUUUCUCAAACUGGAAGUGUUGGUUUCAUUGCAUUUCUAGUUUGUUCUGUCUUAGUGGGGAGUGUUAUAUCUUUAGAACCAAGCUCGGAAGUUCAAAUUGAGGCCUUGAAAGCAUUCAAGAAUUCAAUCACCAAUGACCCAUUUGGUGCCCUCCUGGAUUGGAAUAACACAAAGCUUCAUCACUGCAAUUGGUCUGGAAUUGCAUGUGACACUUCCUCAAAUCAAGUCAUUUCAGUUUCCUUCCCUGACAAGCAACUCAAAGGUGAAAUCUCUCCAUUUCUUGGAAAUAUUUCCACUCUUCAAAUCCUUGAUUUGUCUUUAAAUUCCUUAACUGGGCACAUCCCCCCACAGCUGGGGCUUUGCUCACAGCUAUUGGAGCUGAGUUUUUACUCCAAUUCCCUUUCCGGUCCAAUUCCACCUGAACUAGGAAACCUUAGGAAUGUGCAGUCAAUAGACUUGGGAAACAAUUCCUUGAAUGGUAGCAUACCUGAAAAUAUAUGCAACUGCACAGCCUUGUUAGAACUCGGCAUCAUCUUCAACAAUCUCACCGGUACAAUCCCAUCCAACUUUGGCAAUUUAGUUAAUCUUCAGCUUUUUGUAGCUUUUGAUAACAGCUUGGUAGGUUCUAUUCCUACUUCCAUUGGAAGAUUGGAAGCUCUGCAAGCUUUUGACCUAAGUCAAAACCAGUUGUCGGGUGUAAUACCACGAGAGAUAGGGAAUUUGACAAAUUUAGAAGAACUUCAGUUGUUUGAUAAUUUGCUUGUUGGGAAAAUUCCCUCUGAACUUGGUCAUUGUAGGAAGCUUGUUCUUGUAAACAUAUAUACCAACCAAUUCACUGGAAGCAUUCCUCCUGAACUUGGACAUUUGGCCAACUUGGAAUCCUUGAGGUUGUACCAAAACAAGUUGAAUUCAACAAUCCCACUCCCUUUAUUCCAAGCCAAAUCAAUAAUCUAUUUGGGACUAUCACAGAAUGAGUUAAUGGGUACAAUACCUUCUGAAAUCGGAUCUUUGAGAUCGUUACGAAUAUUGACCCUCCAUUCCAAUAGGUUAACUGGUGAGAUUCCACCGUCGCUAACAACCUUGUCCAAUUUGACGUAUUUGUCAUUAGGCUUGAAUUUCCUCACAGGCUCACUUCCAUCAAAUAUUGGAUUGUUGUACAAUUUGAAGAACCUAUCCUCGAAUCGUAAUCUUCUCGAGGGAUCUAUCCCGUCCAGUAUCACCAAUUGUACGCGUCUUCUUUAUAUUGAUUUAGCUUACAAUAAACUGAAUGGGCAAAUUCCUCAGGGAUUGGGCCAGUUGACAAAUCUUACAGUCCUAUCUCUUGGUCCAAAUAACAUGUUUGGUGAAAUUCCAGAUGACCUCUUCAAUUGCUCAAAUCUUGAAAAACUAAAUUUGGGUGAGAACAAUUUCAGUGGAUCACUUAAACCAGGCAUUGGCAACCUCUUUAAUCUCCAAAUAUUGCAACUCCAUUUCAAUUCAUUUGUUGGAACAAUCCCGAGAGAGAUUGGAAAUCUAACUAAACUGAUGUCCUUGUGGCUCCACACAAAUAAUCUUUCAGGCCUAGUUCCUCCUCAACUGUCAAAACUCUCUCUCCUCCAAGGACUUUUUCUACACAAAAAUGCACUUGAAGGACCAAUCCCAGAUCAAAUUUUUGAGCUCAAACAGCUCACUAAUGUUCAGCUUCAGUACAAUAGGUUCAGAGGUCCCAUUCCAGAUGCUUUUGCAAAGCUUGAGUUUCUUUCAUACUUGGAUCUCAGUGGGAACAUGCUUAAUGGGUCUAUCCCAAAAGGUAUGGCACAACUUAGUCGACUAACAAGCUUGGACCUCUCACAUAACCAUCUCACGGGACUUAUUCCUGGGUCUGUGAUUGCAAGUAUGAAAAACAUGCAGAUAUAUCUGAAUUUCUCAUACAAUUUCUUGGCCGGAACAAUUCCAGAUGAGCUUGGCAAAUUAGAAAUGGUACAAGCCAUUGACAUCUCAAACAAUAAUUUGUCAGGAAACAUUCCUGAAUCGCUUGAAGGCUGCAGAAAUUUGUUCUAUGUUGAUCUGUCAGGGAAUAAACUUGGUGGUCCAAUACCAGGUAAAAUAUUUAGUCAGAUUAAUAUGCUUACAAGAUUGAACCUCUCAAGGAAUCUCCUGGAUGGUACACUCCCUGAAAAUUUGGCAAAUUUGAAGCAUCUCAGCUCCCUCGACCUUUCUCAAAACAGGCUCAAGGGCAUGAUUCCCGAGAGUUAUGCAAAUAUUUCCUCCUUGAAACAUCUCAAUCUUUCGUUCAAUCAACUUGAAGGUCGUGUUCCAGGGAGUGGUAUCUUUAAGAACAUAAAUGCAUCUAGUUUGGAAGGAAACCAAGCUCUAUGUGGAACAACCAGCUUUCUUAGCCCAUGCAGCACAAAGAACUAUGGCUUAUCAAAGAAAACCAUCCUCAUUCUAGCAGUACUUGGAUCUGUUUCUGUACUCCUAUUUCUGGUACUGGUACUCUGCAUCUUUAACCGAUACACCAAAAAGGAAAAACCAGAACGGGUUGAGAAUUCAGAACCGGAGUAUGCUUCAGCAUUAUCCCUGGAGAGGUUUGAUCAAAAGGAUUUGGAACAUGCCACUGAUUUCUUCAGUGAAGAUAACGUCAUUGGAGUAAGUAGUUUGAGCACGGUGUACAAGGGUAGAUUGGAAGAUGGGCAGACAAUAGCAGUAAAGAAAUUGAACUUGCAACAGUUUCCGGCAGAGUCUGACAAGUGCUUCUACAACGAAAUCAAGACUCUGAGCCAACUGAGACACCGCAAUCUGGUGAAGAUACUUGGUUAUGCUUGGGAAAGCAGGAAGCUGAAGGCUUUAGUUCUGGAGUAUAUGGAGAAUGGGAACAUGGAGAGCAUCAUUCACGACCCUUGCACAGAUCAUUCAAGAUGGACGUUGUCACACAGAAUCGACACUUUAGUCUCUGUCGCGAGUGGCUUGGUUUAUCUGCAUUCAGGUUAUGAUUUCCCCAUAGUUCAUUGUGAUUUGAAACCUUCUAAUAUCCUUUUGGAUGAAAAAUGGGAGGCCCAUGUAAGCGAUUUUGGAACUGCUCGAAUGCUGGGUGUUCAUCUCCAGGAUGGGAGCAGCCUUUCCUCAUCCGCCUUCCAGGGCACCAUUGGCUAUAUAGCACCAGAGUUUGCAUAUAUGAGGAAGGUUACAACCAAAGUAGACGUGUUCAGCUUCGGUAUAAUAGUAAUGGAACUCUUAACAAAGCGAAGGCCAACAGGACUCACCCAGGAGGAUGGGUUAUCAAUCACUUUGCCUCAACUCGUGGAGAGAGCACUAGCAAAUGGAAUCAAUAGGCUACUUCACGUUGUCGACCCUCUACUAGCUUCACAAGUCUCCAAGGAGCAGGAAAUGGUGGAAGCGCUCCUUAAAUUAGCCUUGUCUUGCACCUGCACAGCUCCUGAGGACCGACCUGACAUGGAUGAAAUCUUGUCUUCCAUUUUGAAGCUAAGCAAGCACAGGAUAGUAUCCAAACAGUGAUAAUGCUUUCCUCACUGACGCUUUCAACAUGAGACCAGAUCAGAAGCACCGAUGCUUUAACAAGCAAAAAACUGCAAACUCAGUUGUCAAAUGGACUGGUAACCAACUUUUCUAUGCUGGUGUGAGAUUAUGAUUGUGCUGGUUAUGCUUCAAAGUGGACUCUGAAUGCUCCAAAAUCCUGCAACAUUCAUUCUGGUUCCAAUUUAAAUAAAAAAUUUUGAUUUUUAAAUGUUACAGAAGGAGGUCGAAGCAUGACAUAGCCAAGACCAUGUUCUAGCCAAGUUGUGUAUCAUUUGAUAAGAUAAUCUACUUUAUGAUGCAAA
Messenger RNA from Camellia sinensis, 4163 nucleotides. RefSeq lists its product as uncharacterized. Gene Ontology annotation, biological process: protein phosphorylation. NCBI's taxonomy places the organism in Eukaryota, Viridiplantae, Streptophyta, Magnoliopsida, Ericales, Theaceae. Gene Ontology annotation, molecular function: protein binding; protein kinase activity; ATP binding. The record is from RefSeq and is a predicted model, not a curated record.